Molecule: messenger RNA, 760 nt
Organism: Porites evermanni
Lineage: Eukaryota; Metazoa; Cnidaria; Anthozoa; Scleractinia; Poritidae
Source: the annotation of a GenBank genome assembly
AUGGCAAUUAUGUAUCUCAUGGACCCGGAAGGAAUGCUCAAACUCUUGGAAAUGGUGAGUUUCAUUAUAUUAAAUUAUGGACCCUUGUUUGCCUUGUGUGUGGAGGCCACAUAAGAGAGUGCUGACAGCGUCCAUCCAAUGACCCUAGGCGCCGUGCUAGAACGAGGAGGGGGGCGUGGGGAUGAGGAAGCUGGUUUUCCUAGUCUCAGGCUACACGUUCAUGGCUUUGGGCGAAUUUUCGACCGGCUGAAAAUUUUGACGGGACAAUUUGUUCACACGGGACCGUUUGAUAUUUUUUCUCUGUUUACAAGCAACUUUGAACGGCUUGGCGUCUAAAUUUUGGAACGGUGACUGUAGUAGUACUACACCGACCGCUUUUCCUCGAAAAAAUGGGGCGAUUAGGUAAUAGUUAGCGUUUAACAAGGGGUAGCAGCCGCUGAGGGUAAAUAUCUCUAAAUACCGAUUCCUGAUAAAAUAAGAUGAUGUUUUGAUUCUAGCGGUAUUUUCUAACAAAUCGUGUUGUAUUGUGUAUUUUCAGGUUCUUCUUUCGGCAGCCAUAGCUUGUAUCACCGAGUACCACAAAGAUGUGUCCCUUUCAGACCUUCCCAACUGGGAUUUUGAUCGGGCGGCUCUGUUUUAUGGCGUGUUUAUUAUUGGUCUUGUGAUCGUUGUUUUCCUGUUCCUCAACUUUCUGUUUGGUUGUGCUUACAGUAAGAAAUGUGGAUCACCAAGAGGGUGGACGUCCUUUGUAAGUGCCUGA